UUCUCUCUUCUGUAAUCACUACUGAUUUUUGCCAAAAGCAUGUUCGAUCCCUUUCUUUUUCUCAUCUUUUCCUUUGCAAUUGGCAACUCUGUAAUUAUUGCUUUCUCGUUUUUUAUAUGACUCUUUUGUGCUCUUUGUGUUCAAAACUUGGAACGAAUCUGACUGCGACUGACCCUUUCUUUAUCAAUGGAAGAUUUUGAAUGGCGUGACCCGCUUCUUGUAACCGCUGAAGUUACUUCCUUGAAGCAGCAAGAUCCGAGCAACAGUUACAGUGAAUUCGAUCGUGGAUCGCCGAGUUCGUGUAGAUUUACAGCUUCGGUUAUGGGAAAUUCAGAUGAAACUAGCCCGACGAAGAUCGACGGUCGUUUGGCUUUGGGAUUUUCAUUGACGUCGCCCGAUAUAGUGUGUAUGGGUUCACCUGAUGUUAGCAACCAAACAUAUGAAGAAUCACCACAAUAUUUGAUCGAUGGUGGAAGACUUGAUGUCUCUUUAGAGAAUGGAAUUGAGGGUUCUAAAACCAGAGAUGCCUUCAGGGCUUCAGAUGGGAAGAUGGACGACUUGAGCACCGAAGCUUCUUUUGAGCUCAUUGCUCCUUCAUUAGCUGACAAGAACUCAAAAGAAAUUUCCACUGUAGUAAUAGGGAUCAAUGUUGGAUCCACAAAGCCUGUUGAAUUUGAAGGGGCACUACAAUUUUCGGAGGACAGUAAUUUCAGUGGGGGAGAUACUUUGAGCACUGAAGAUCCCAUUAUUGGGCAAGGGGAUGGGCUUAGUCUCUACCAAAGCGCUCGGUUCGGGGAUUUUUCGUAUAAUUUUGAGAAUUUAGAACCUGGAAUGUACAUGGUUGAUCUGCACUUUGCUGAGAUUAUGUUCACCUCUGGUCCUCCGGGAAUGAGAGUGUUCAAUGUUUUCCUGCAAGAACAAAAGGUCAUAUCUUGUUUGGAUAUCUAUGCGCAAGUCGGUGCCAAUAUACCUUUGGUGGUAUCUGAUCUCAAGGCUUCCAUCGGUAAGGAAAAGGGCUUAUCCAUUCGAUUCGAAGGAGUAAUGGGAAAGCCUAUUGUGAGUGGCAUUUUUAUCAGGAAAGAUUCUUCUGAAAGUGCUGAAGAUGUCAAUUUAGUAGAAGAAGUGGAAUUCAGGCAUACGGCACUGUGCAAAUCAGUGAAUGAUGCUAGAAGUGAUUCCAUUGGCCAGGAACCACAUGGACCUGAACUGGAAGAACAUGCACUGCAGAAGGAGGAACUCUUGGAAACAAAGAGGGCUUUGGAAGAGCUAAAGAGGGAAAAUGAGCAGAAAAGCAGAGAAUGCCAAGAAGCUUGGAAAUCUUUGAAAGAACUUCAGAAUGAGCUUAUGCGCAAAUCGAUGCACGUUGGAUCACUGGCUUUUGCUAUUGAGGGACAAGUGAAGGAAAAAAGCCGGUGGUUUUCUUCUCUUAGAGACUUGACGAGAAAAUUUAAGAUUCUGAGGAUGGAUCACCUCAGUCUUUCACAAGAUGCUUUGAACUUCAAACAGUACUUGAUGGAGAUGGAGAACAUCAGAUCCAUUGUUCAGUCUACAAUGAAUCAGCACGCACAAUUACACGAAGAUGUUAAACUUAAAUUCCUACAGGAGGUUAAGGAGAAGAAAGAACUUUAUAACAAAGUUCUAGAACUGAAAGGGAACAUUAGAGUAUUUUGUCGGUGUAGGCCAUUGAACAAUCAAGAGAUCGAAGAAGGAGCUUCAAUGGCUGUUGACUUCGAAGGCGCAAAGGAUGGGGAAUUGAUGGUUAAAUCGAAUGGGAUAUCUAGAAAGAGCUUUAAGUUUGAUGCUGUCUUCAGUCCUGAAGCUAACCAAGUUGAUGUAUUUGAGGAGACAGCUCCACUUGUAACAUCGGUUCUAGACGGAUAUGAUGUUUGCAUAUUUGCUUAUGGGCAAACUGGAACUGGCAAAACUUUUACAAUGGAGGGAACAAAAGAAGCUCGCGGGGUAAACUACAGAACACUUGAGGGACUAUUCGACAUCAUUGAGGAGAGAAAGAACACAUUCCAAUAUGAAGUAUCUGUGUGUGUCUUGGAGGUAUACAAUGAGCAGAUAAGAGAUUUACUAGCUUCGGAUUCACAGCCUAGUACAAGGAGGCUUGAUGUUAAACAAGUAGGCGAGGGAGGACAUCACGUACCAGGGCUUGUCGAAGCACGCGUAAACAAUGUCAAUGAGGUUUGGGAAGUUCUUCGAACUGGAAGUAAUGGAAGGGCUGUUGGAUCAACUAAUGCCAACGAGCAUAGCAGCCGGUCGCAUUGUAUGCACUGUGUAAUGGUGAAGGGAGAGAACCUACUCAACGGAGAAUGCACCCGAAGCAAGCUGUGGCUGGUUGACCUCGCUGGAAGCGAAAGGAUAGCUAAGACAGAAGUGCAGGGCGACAGACUAAAAGAAACUCAGAACAUAAAUAGAUCGCUUUCGGCACUUGGAGACGUAAUAUCUUCGCUUGCUACUAAGAGCCCUCAUAUUCCUUUUCGGAAUUCGAAACUCACCCACUUGCUUCAAGACUCUUUAGGAGGAGAUUCAAAGACACUGAUGUUUGUGCAAAUAAGUCCCAACGAAAAUGAUCUGUCCGAGACUCUUUGCUCGUUGAAUUUUGCCAGUAGAGUUCGGGGGAUAGAGCUAGGCCCUGCAAAGAAGCAGAUGGACAAGAUUGAGUACUUUAAAUACAAGCAAAUGGCUGAUAAGUUAAGACAAGAUUUAAAGAGCAAAGAAUUUCAAGUUAAGAAGCUGGAGGACACUAACUAUGGCCUUGAGGUAAAGAUAAAAGAGAGAGAUGCAAAAACCAGAAACCUGCAAGAGAAGAUCAAAGAAUUGGAAUCACAGCUGUUGGUAGAGAGGAGGCUAGCCCGGCAGCAUGUGGACACCAAAAUUGCAGAGCAGCAUCAGCUGCAGCAACGGCAAGAGGAGCACAACCGCGAACCAGGAAGAUCGCCGCUUACAGCUAAAGCAAAUGUGAAUUCUCUAUCCGCUGGAAGUGGCGAAUUCUCAUUUCGCCCGCCUUCCCUGGAUGGAUACGCCAAGAUCAAUGACGACUUCAUUGAUAAAGAAAACAAUCCUGAGAUUGCUGAACAACUGCAGCUGCCAAAACCAACUGGCCGAAUGUCCCUUUGCCCUGCAACCAAUCCACGGCGCAACUCUCUCAUCCCACGUCCAAGUUUACCGGGGACAGCUAAACUCCCCCCUCCAUUUCUUCCACUGACUCCAAUUCAAGCUGAUGCUGCAACUGAAGUCGCUUGUCCCCCUGAACAUCUGCCUUGUGAUAGUCCCAAAGAUCAAAGAAACCGAAACAAGAAGCUGAGCAGUGCACUAAGAAGAAGCCUCCAGAGGAAAAUCCAAGGCAAGUCUCCGAUGCAGCCACCCCUAAGACGAGUGGGAGUGAAUGUUGGCAUUGAGAAGCUAAGAAUUUCAAUAGGGAGUCGAGGGAAAACCGGGCAACGAAUGUUUCUUGGAAACGCUAGAAAAGCUCAGCAGAAGCAGCAGAACCACAGGGAAAAGGAAAGAGGAUGGAACAUUGGAACAGCUACAAGAACACUUGUAUAGAGGUGUGCAUAUAUAAUAUAUAUAGAUCUAUAUCUAUAUGUGGUAUUUAUGUUCAGUUUUACACUAACCCUGCACAGUAGGAUUUAUGACAUUGAUUCUUCUUGUCUUCUUCUUUCUAGUUUUUCUAAGGGUUGUCGUAAAGACCAUGUCUUCUUUGUCGUUUUUAUGAUGAUUCUUGUCAUCUCUUGAAAGUCUGAA
Andrographis paniculata is the source of this 3750-nucleotide messenger RNA. Its product is annotated as kinesin-like protein KIN-14Q. The record is from RefSeq and is a predicted model, not a curated record. NCBI's taxonomy places the organism in Eukaryota, Viridiplantae, Streptophyta, Magnoliopsida, Lamiales, Acanthaceae. Gene Ontology annotation, biological process: microtubule-based movement. Gene Ontology annotation, molecular function: ATP binding; microtubule motor activity; microtubule binding. The transcript has 17 exons. Bases 187 to 3552 code for a protein of 1121 amino acids.